GUCCAAGGUGGACCACGUUCACGACAUCUUGAUGGGCAAUGCCACGGUGAUCCGGCUGGUGGUCAGCUUCUACCGCAACGUGCGUGGGCACAACGCCCUGCGGGACAUCCUGGCCGGCCCGGUGCAGGAGGUGCUGCAGGACAAGAGCCUCAGCAUCCGCACAGACCCCGUGGACAUCUACAAGGCGUGGAUUAACCAGGCUGAGUCCCAGAGUGGGCACAGAAGCAAACUCCCGUAUGAGGUCAGCCCUGAGCAGGCUCUCAGCCACCCCGAGGUUCAGAGGCGCCUGGACAUUUCCAUCCGCAAUCUCCUGGCAAUGACAGACAAGUUUGUCUCUGCCAUCACCUCUUCUGUUGACAAGAUCCCCUAUGGGAUGCGCUACAUGGCCAAAAUCCUGAGGAUGUCUCUGGUUGAGAGAUUCCCCAAGGCCCCGGCUGAGGAGGUGGACAAGAUCGUGGGGAACCUGCUCUACUACCGCUUCAUGAACCCGGCCGUGGUGGCCCCCGAUGGCUUUGACAUCGUGGCCGUGUCAGCAGGAGCAGCUCUGCCCCCCGAGCAGCGCCGCAGCCUGGGCUCCAUCGCCAGGGUGCUGCAGCACGCUGCUGCCCACAAAGCCUUCCAGGGGGACAGUGCCCAUCUCUGCGGGGUCAACCAGUACCUGGAGGACACCCACAACAAGUUCAGGAGGUUCAUCUCUGCUGCCUGCUGUGUCCCCGAGCCAGAAGAGAGAUUUAACAUGGAUGAGUACUCAGAGAUGGUGGCAGUAGCCAAACCAGUCAUCUACAUCACCGUGGGGGAGCUCAUCAACACGCACAAGCUCCUGCUCCAGCACCAGGAUUCCAUUGCCCCACACCCCAGUGACCUUCUGCACGAGCUCCUGGAGGAUCUUGGUGAACUUCCUACAGUCCAGUCCCUGCUUGGGGAGGGCAUUGCCAGCCUGGCAGACAGUGGUGCAGAACAGGUGCUCUCCCAGCUCAGCAGAACAGAGAUCUCCCUCACCCUCACCAACAAACUGAUGCCAGCAGCCAGCAGCGAGGAGAGCGACACGAGGAGCCUGCUGCUGAGCACCAAGCAGAUGGUGGUGGAUUUGAUCCAGUCGCAGCCAGGAGAUUCCCUCCCAGAAAUCCUGUGGACACCAGCCUCAAAGCAUGAGGAAGCUGCUCACGAGCAUCUGGUGCUCCGGAGAGCACUGCAGGAUGCCCAGCCCUGUGCCCAUCUGCAGCGCCACCCGUCCCUGGUUGCCAACGGCCGCCUGUCCGUGGAGGAGAAAAAACGCAAGGUCAUCCGCAACCUGCGGCAUUUGGAGAGCCUGGGGCUGGUGAGCUCUGAAAACGGGUACCAGGAGCUCAUUGACGAGCUGGCCAAGGACAUCCGGAACCAGCGGCGUCACCGGCAGCAGCGCCGUGGGGAGCUCCUGAAGCUGAGGCAGACCCUGGAGGGCCUCGAUGCCAAGGCUCUGUUUUACGAGGAGCAGAUUGAUUAUUACAACCAGUACAUCAAGACCUGCCUCGACAACCUGGCAGCCAACAACAAGGUCAGUGGGAAGAACAAGAAGCUGCCCUCGCUGCACUACACAGCAGCCCAGCUGUGGGAGAAGGGGGUGCUGCUGGAGAUCCAGGACCUGCCACCCAGCCAGUUCAAGAAUGUGAUUUUUGACAUCACCCCGUGCGAGGAAUCAGGCAGGUUCGAGGUGAAAGCCAAAUUCAUGGGCAUCGACAUGGAGUGCUUCCAGCUGCUCUACCAGGAUCUGCUGCAGCUGCAGUACGAGGGUGUGGCAGUCAUGAAAAUGUUUGAUAAGGCCAAGGUCAACGUCAACCUGCUCAUUUUCCUCCUCAACAAGAAAUUCUUCAAGAAGUAACGGGCUCAGGGCUUGGGGGUGGCACUUCAGGGAAGGGGGAUGAUGGAAAUUUGCCAAAGAGACUUUAGGGUUGGUGGUCCCAGAGAAGGGAAGCUGCUGCUGGCCAUGGAGCUUUCCUGGUGUUUGAGCAUCCGUGGCUCAGCCCCAGCCCUGGGCACCCCAAAUUUGGUACCAAACCCAUGCCCGACCUCCCCACAUGAGGAGGAGGCUGCCAAAGCUUUUGCAGCGUGCGUUGCUUUUAAAAUCUGUUUUUUUAUCUGGGUGUUUUGGCUGUUCAAUUCCUGUGUUGUAUCAGCCAGCUGCUCAAGGACACUCCAUUUCUGGACACUAUACAGGUUUUUACUGAUGUAAUAAAGGUAUUCUAAUAUAUAUAUAUAUGUAUAAAAAUAUAUUUCUUCCUCACACUGAGGCUGGGGAAAUGUCAGAAUCAGUCUUUAUAUGGACAGGUAGGGAAAGGCCAGAACACAGAGGCAAUAACUGCUUGUGGAGACACCCGUGAGCUCUUCUCUGGUAAAUUGAGGUGCAAUAGAAGGAUUUUGGUUUAUAAAGAUGAAUUUCACUGUUGUCCCAUGGAUGCUUUGGGGGGCUGGAGAAGGAACCGUGGCUCUGGCCCAUGUGGAACAACCCCACAGCAGCAUCUCAGCAGUGAUGGUGGCAUCUCUGUCCCCUCUUGAUUUCCUCUGGUGCUUGAUGGGUUUCCAGGUGUGGCACAAGGACCGUGUUUGGCCAUGGCUGCAUUUAAAGCAUUUUGUGAGCUCCUUUUCCAGCCCUUUCCAUGGGUGGGGAGGGAGCUGCUGGUGCUCCCAACCUCCUCCCACUCCAUUUCCUUCAGGCACGGGAGCAGCAGGUCCCAAAUCUGCUCCACAAAGUUUUUUGGGGAGGGAAUGGGAAUCUCCCUUGUUCCUCCAGUAAGUGCCAUGGUACUUGAUCCAUCAGCAUCUCCAUCUUGUCUUUGGAAAGUGAUGUUUGUUUGUGAGGUUAUGUGUUUUUUUCUUUCCCUUCUGUCAUACAAAUGCCUCAAACGGUGCUGAUCCCGUUCCUGUCUGUGCUGGAUUCCUGCUGUGCUGCCUCUGCUUGUUCACUCCAAAUCAAGAUGUACUCCAAAUAAAGAUCAGA
Molecule: messenger RNA, 2974 nt
Organism: Malurus melanocephalus (red-backed fairy wren)
Lineage: Eukaryota; Metazoa; Chordata; Aves; Passeriformes; Maluridae
Product: ras GTPase-activating-like protein IQGAP3
Exons: 13
Biological process (GO): regulation of actin cytoskeleton organization; regulation of GTPase activity
Cellular component (GO): cytoplasm
Molecular function (GO): calmodulin binding; actin filament binding; GTPase activator activity
Source: RefSeq, a predicted model, not a curated record